Molecule: messenger RNA, 3549 nt
Organism: Odobenus rosmarus divergens (Pacific walrus)
Lineage: Eukaryota; Metazoa; Chordata; Mammalia; Carnivora; Odobenidae
Exons: 4
Coding region: 1-3549 (1182 amino acids)
Cellular component (GO): U2-type catalytic step 2 spliceosome; U2-type catalytic step 1 spliceosome; Prp19 complex
Molecular function (GO): pre-mRNA binding; U6 snRNA binding
Source: RefSeq, a predicted model, not a curated record
AUGGAAUCUGAAAAAAGAUUGAUGGAGACCAAACAAAACUGGAUGCUCUCUGAUUCUAAGAAGUAUGUGAUGGACUCAGACAUGGAUAGGGAUGGAAUGGACUCAGCUUCUGCAUCUGAGGUACAUCUGAUGGGGGAAGGAAAACACCAGGAAAAGAUUAGAUCUAAGAGAUAUAUAACGGACUCUGAUUCUGAACCAUGUGAGAUGGACUCAGACUCAGAAAGAUAUGGACUAGCCUCAGCAGCUGUGGAAUGUGUCAUGGGUGCCAGCACUGACACUGAGGGGUACUGGAUGGAUUCUUGGUCUGAAAAACGUACAAUGGACUUAGAUUCUGAAAGCCUGGGAAUGGUCUCUGAUUCUGAUUCUACGAAACACAUGAUGAAGGCUGAAGAUUGCCAAAAGGCCUCUGACUUGGAAGGAUUCUGGACGGGCUUCAGGUUUGAAUCUAAAAGAUGCUUGACUGACUCUGAAAGACAAAAAUUGGACUUUGACUCUGGUAGAUGUUGGGAUAGCUCUAGAAGAUAUCAAUUUAGGUCUAAAAGACUUCAGCGUAGCUCUGGAAAAUAUAGGGAUGAUCUUCAAAAACAUUGGGUUAGCUUUGAAAGACAUCAAAUAGACUCCAAUUCUGGAAAAUAUCUAGCAAAAUCUGAAAGUGAAAGAUACCAAAAUGAGUUUGAAAGGGAAACACACAUGAUAGAGAUGGAGAAGGAACAGUGUUUGAUAUUUGAAAAUAGGAGACUUCAAAUGGAUGAAGAGAUGAAAAGAUCUCUCAUGUGGUCUGACAGUGAACAAGAGCACAAGAUUGUAUCUGACAAUGAAAGACACCACAUUGACUCAGAAAAUGAAGCACAACGGCUUGGUGCUCGCAAGAAGGGUAAUCGUCCUCAGGGUUUUUGGAGGCCUGUUUUCCAGUCACCUCCACUUAGCCAAAGAAAGGAAACUGAAGAACAAAAUUCUGUACAACAAAUUGAUAACAGAGUUUCAAGAAUUCAACUUGUAAGAUACCUGAGUGAUGACAAGAUUGUGAGAUUUAAAGAGGUAUCUCCAACGUUCAGUGACAAUCAAAACUCACAGAAAAAGUUAAAGGAAAAGCACAGACAUAGCCUCUCUCCAAAGCCAAACACAGUCAUGGAUAAUAAGCAUCGCAGAAAUGCCAGGUGCAAAACUUCUGUAUGUAAAAUUCGUUGCAAGGACUACAGAGUCCCACAAAGUUUUCAGAGUUCCCAAUCUCUAAUUAAUCCUAUUCCUCCUCUAAAUGCUGAGGAUUAUACCUCCGAAGACUUAGCACCUCUCUGCCAUCCUAUGUCCAUGAGCCCUCGGCCUGAUGUACACCCCAAGACUCACAGAAAUAACACAUAUUCUUUGGACACUGGAGCACCUAUAUGUUCCAAAUGUUUCUUGGAAAUCAGUAAUUCUUUUCAUAAAUGUCUUGUGAAUUCUGAUAAUGAUUCAGACCCUGACUCUACUUUACAUCUCCAAAUUCCCUUGGAUUCUAAAUAUUCUCUGAGCCCCAAAUCUAUUAGACAUCAUAAGACUUCUCGGAAUAGCCCUUUAUCUCGAUCCCUGGAUCCUAAGCAUCCUGUGGGCAUCCACUGUCCUUUACACCGGGAGGAUUCUAAAUAUUCCUUGGGCUCAACUUCUUAUUUACACUGUGAAAGUUGCUCAGCUCUUCAAAAUCUCAUAGGCCUUACUGUAACCAGUACCUUUCCCAUGAAUCCUCAAAAUACCAUGGGCCACCAUAGUACCCCUGACUCAGACAGUGCUAUCUACACUAGCAAUGUUCCUGGCCUUGAAAAUGAGGGCAAGUUUAACCUUACUGCUAAAUUUGAAAAUGAGGUCAAUUCUGACAAUGAAACUAAAUUGGCCAGUGCUGGAAAUCUCAAAGAUAAGGCCAAUGCCAAAGAGAAGCCUCUUCUCAAAGAUGAGACAGACCAUGAAGACAAGACAGAGUCUGAAGAUGAAAAAGAUCCCGAAGAUGAAAUAGAUUCUGAGGAUGACAACAACACCAAAGAUAAGAAAGACCCCAAAGAUAAGUCUGACCCUGAUGACAGUGAUUCCAAAGAUAGCAAUGCCGAAAAAGAUGCAGACACAAACAAUGGAUCUGAUCCCAGUGGUGAUGCUGACCCUACAAGUGGAGCUGAUUCCAAUAGUGAUGGUGAUUCUAACAAUGGAACUGACUCCAACGGUGAACCUGACUCUAACAUUGAUAACGCCACUAACAGUGAUGCUAACUCCAAACAUAGCACUGAUUCUGAUGGGAAAAAACACACCAAUAAUUCAGACAGUACCUCUGGCCUAGACAAUGGUGUUGAUCAGGACUGUACUGCUAACUCCAACAAGGAUACUAAUACAAACUAUAGCUCUGGGCUCCAAAAUGGACCUGGCCUGGACUACGCUUCUGGUUCCAAUAAUGGUGCUGGCCCCAACAAUAGACCUGGCUCUAAAAUCAAUAGAUCUGGCUUCCAAAACAUUGCCUCUGACCCCCAAAAUAUCAGAUCAAACCCCAACAGCUCUGGGUCCAUUAAGAAUGUCUCUGGCCCCAACAGCAAUGGUUCUGGCCACAAUAACAAUGGCCCUGGCCUUAAAAUAGACCCCGACUCUAACUAUAAUGUCAGGCCUAGUAACACUACAAGCCACAGUAGUGCUAUUAGUUUUAACAAGUAUGCUGAUUCCAAGUAUGUUACAAAACCCACCAUUGCUACUGGCCACAGCUAUGCAGCUGUCUCAAACUGUGACUCAGAUCUUGACUGUGUCUCAAGAUUUACCCAUGCAGUAGGUUCUGGCCUUCUACUUAACUCCAACUAUAUUGCCAGAAAUAGUUAUGCUGCCAAACCCAGCUCUACAGCUACCACUGUCAAUGCCAUUGACACUAGCAAUACAAUUAGUUGUAGUGGCGCCAUUAGCCCUAGUUAUACUGCUGGCACCACCUUUGCCUCAGGCACUAACCAUGACCCUAGAUCAAUUCAUGUAUUUGGAUCCAACCUUGUCACCAACCCCAAUUAUGAUGCCACAAAUACCCAUAAUGUUCAUAAUGCUAGCAAUAUUAAUAAUCUCCUUGAGCCUGAAUUGGAAAUCAGUACCAAUUCCUCCAUUCUUAAUAUUUUUAAUGGUAACUCCCCCACUUUUGCUGCUAACACAAACUAUAUUUCCACUCCUGGAAAUUUGACCACCUCUGAAUUUUCUAAUCCAUCCAAGCUUGGUAUAAAUUACACAAUUUUUGAUAACCACAAAUUUGGUGCCUGCCUCAAAGACUCUGCUGGCUCCAUGGAUUUUGUUAGCCUUAAGCAUACAACUGAGUCCAAGGAUGUCCUUGAUGCCAAGGAAUCUGGCUUUUUAAAAGGUUUCUCCAGGGUCCAGAAUCCCGUUGGUAUCAAGGAUCCUACAAAUUUAAAUUUUCACUCCAAUGCAGAUAUUCCACUCCCUAGUUUUGACAUUAUAGUAGAAGCUGAACCACCAAAUGUUGUGAAGUUUGCUGUAUCAUCAGGUGCUGUGAAUCAAUUUUUUAAGCUCAACCUCCAGACAGGUAGCAGACAAAACCUUGACCCUUGA